GGGCGCGCAUGUGUGGGAGGUGUGUAUUCUUCCCGCCAAGGAGCUGUCAAAAUUCGCCAAAAUCGGGAUAAGUUUUAGGUCCCGUGUAUUGAUUGCAUUUUUAAUUUAAAUUUAAUAUAAUAUUGUUAGCCAAUUUGGCAAUAAAAAUGGCUAAACCAGAAGAAAGUGAUGAAAAUUGGAUUGCUGCUAUGGAUGAUAUUUGUUCAAAAUUAAACGUAGAUCCAGUUGCUACUGAAAAAUCAAAGGAAUCAUUUGCAGAAAUAAGGCGAAAUUUUACAUUAGACGGCGAAGCUUUACAUUGGAUGGCAUGUGCCUUGUAUGUGGCAUGUCGUACAUCAAUCACUCCCACUGUAGAAUCGGGAAAAGCGGUGAAAGGAAACUGUGUAAGCUUGACACGGUUACUGAGACUCUGUAAUAUCAGCCUAAUCCAGUUCUUCACAAAAAUAAAAAACUGGAUGGAAAUGACAUUGAUGCCAUCUGAUUUUAAAGAUAGAAUUAGUAGAUUAGAGCGGAAAUUUGCUGUGUCUACUAUUUUAUUCAGGAAAUUCCAACCUUUAUUUCAAGAAAUAUUCACUGGUUUGACUAAUGAACCAGUCAAAACUAAGAGCAGUAAAAAACAAAAGCUUCAAAGAUGCUCAACAAAUGCCCUAUUCAAUUUAACAUGGUGUCUAUAUGUGUGUGUAAAAGGGGAAUUUCACAAUUCAGCUGAUGAUCUUGUGGACAUGUAUCAUUUACUCUUAUCAUGUUUAGACUUUAUAUUUGCCAAUGCAUUCAUGUCAAGACGCACUGACCUAUUGAAUCCCAGUUUUAAAGGUCUACCCAAAGACUGGUUGCAGGAUGACUUUGAAUUACCAAAAAAGCCACCUUGCAUAAUAUCGGUGCUUUGUGAAAUAAAAGAUGGGCUAGCUGUUCAAGCGAGUACUAUGAAAGACUACAGUUGGAACAAAGUUAUUAAAUCCUUCUUUGAGAAAGGCAUUCUUAAGGGUGACAGUGAACAACAUCUAGGCCUCCUAGAUGUGGGAAAUUUUGAUGUAAAUCAGAAGUCACUGAACAAUCUGUAUGAGACUUAUGUUCUUAGUGUUGGAGAGUUUGAUGAAAGAAUAUUCUUAGGAGAACAUGCUCAUGAGCAAAUUGGCACUAAAAAGGUUUCUGGAGAUGAAAUAUCGCAAGUUAUCGCUAAUUUUGGACCUAGUGGCAAGGCAUGUCCAGACACACCGCUCACAGGGCGUAGAUAUCUCGGUCGGAGGGCGGAGGAACUCACACCAGUAUCAGAAGCAACUAAUAGCUUGGCUCGACUCGCUACAUUCUUAAGGCAGUCGAAACCGCAACCUUCUACGUCGCUGAUGAGACUUUUUGCUGAAUAUGGAGUCAGUGAUGAAACAAUAACAAAGAAAGUUAUAGAACCAUGCAACACAUGGAUGGAUCAGUUUUCGAACAGCCUAAAGGAGUGCAACUGUAGCGCGGAAACUAUAGCAUACAGAUGUAAUAUGGUCACAUGUCUCUACUAUAAGGUCUUUGAGCAUAUAAUUAGGGAGGAACAUAGGAAAAAACCACAAGUGUCUUUGCAGAAUAUAUUCCAGAUGCUUCUAUCGCAAGAAACGUACCAGCUCACAGUAUAUGCUUGUUGUACGGAAGUGGUCCUACACUCAUAUGGCGUACAUUCGCUGAGAUUCCCUCGAGUGUUGCAAAUUUAUGGCCUCAGUGCAUUUCACUUUUAUAAAAUUAUCGAGCUUGUCGUGAAAGCGGUUGUGGAAAAACUUAGCAGAGAUGUUAUCAAACAUUUAAAUGCAGUGGAGGAACAAGUAUUGGAAUCUCUGGUAUGGACAUCAGACAGUCCGCUAUGGGAGCAGCUAGCCAAAGCCCCCGUCCCAGCGUCUACCAAAGUAUAUGUGCACGAAUCUCCCCAUAACAGGAGAAGUGGUCUACAGUCUCCUGUUUCCUCAGUAAUCGAUCGCUAUCUUGCGCCUAUAGCGGACCAAGCUAAAAAACAACUUUUUAAAGAUACUGUUAAACCUGGGCAAUCGCUCUUAGUACAAACAAAUAUAAAAUCUGAACAAAAUUCUCCCCAAGCUACAACAAGUGCCACUUCUACAACUAACGGUGAUACGACACCCAAUACCACGCCUAAGAAAGCUAAUAACUCAUUAAUUUUAUUCUUUAGAAAGUUUUAUAGUCUAGCUGUAGUAAGAAUGAACGACUUAUGCACGCGGCUACGUCUCACUGACGAUGAGCUAAAAAGAAAAAUAUGGACAUGUCUAGAAUAUUCUAUCAUGCAUCAGACACAACUUAUGAAGGACAGGCACCUGGAUCAGAUAUUAAUGUGUGCUGUUUAUGUUAUAUGCAAAGUAUCAAAUAGUGCAAGUAAUCAAGUGGAAAGAACAUUCGCGGAUAUAAUGCGAUGUUACAGACAGAGGCCACUUGCUGAUAAUCAUGUGUAUAGAUCGGUUCUUAUCAAUCAGAGUGAAGAAGGAUCGCCAGAGAGAGGAGAUUUAAUUAAUUUCUACAAUAGAGUGUAUGUACAGUGUAUGCAAAACUUUGCGCUUAGAUUCACUGGACGACAUAAAGAUGAGUGCAGUCUGUCCCCUUUACCGGCGGGUCGCGGCGACGCGUCGUACUCGCCGGGCGGCCAGCGGGUCUCGUGCACGCACCAGCUGUACGUGAAACCGCUGACUGCUUCACCACCGCACCACCACCACCUCACUUAUCGGUUUAGCCGGAGCCCUGCUAAGGACCUGCACGCGAUCAACACGCUGGUGUCGUGCGAGGUGGGCGGCGUGGGCGGCGUGGGCGGCGUGAAGCGCGGCGGCGAGGGCGGCGAGCUGGUGAAGCGCGCGCGCUGCGGCGCCGCCGGCGUCGCGCGCAAGCUGCAGGGGCUCGUCAGCGACCGGCAGGCGUUGUGAGAUUGAACCAACAAAGUGCUGAAUUGACAAGAAAUGAAGUUACGACUCAAAAUUAUUUAAGUAUCAAAAUUAAGCAUAAGCUCUCUAGGCGAUUCUUUUGCACAAUUAUUUAUUUUAACUUGACUAGAACGUGGAAUAUCGAAUCAAGAUGUAUCAAAAUUAUUAUUUUGUCACAAGUACCAAUCUCUGACCGAAUUAAUAUGAGUUUUGUUUUUAAUUUUUCGAACACUGUCACCGUUUUAAAAUUUGUAUAUAAUGUUUAAUUUAAUGGCCCUAACAAUCAAACAGACAGAACUGCAUCAGCACCGUUAUAUUUGACACUAUUUGUAACGUUUUUAUAUUUUGUAAUUCUCAAAUAAAAGGACAACUAUGCAUGUCAAUACUUAUAUUAUUCAAAAUUUCUACAUAUUGCAGGAAAUCACAAGAUUCCAACAAAACAGCACAAUUGAUAAAUUUAAUUUUUAUAAAAAAAAAUUUUAAUAACUACAAAAAAUAUAGCAGCUAAAAUGUACCAAGAAUAUAGGUUUUUUUAAUCUUCAGUAGGUAAAAUAAAAGCAUGGGGCAAAAUAAUUACUAGUCAUAAAAAUUCCAAUACAGAGCUUUUAAAUUUAAAUUAGGAAUAAUAACGGGAAGUGGCGGUGUUCUACAAUGAAUGUUCAGAGAUUGCACUGACACAAAUGAAGUAUAUUGAUCUCAUUUAUUUAUGUUGAGUGUGAAUAGUAUUGAAUAUGCCAUAUUAUCGAAAAUUGCUCAUCUGUAAAGUAAUUUAAGUUGCAUAAUUCCUUAUUUUAGUAGGAGACGCGUUUUAUUUUAUGGUUAUAUUAUUGAAGGGUGUAAAAUCAAAUCGUCAGAAUUUUAACAUGAAUUUUUUUUUAUCUAUUUCCAGAUAGUUUAUGGCCAGUACGAAUUUGUUUUUAUACCCAUCAUACCUCAUUAUUGUAGAUAAAACAUAUACUUUCAUUGAUCACAAAUCACUUAUUUUAUAUAAUAAGCUGACGAUAUAGCAUAUUAUAUCAAUUAGAUUAAGUUAAAACAUACUAACAGUUUUCUUUAGGUACGGCUCUACCUAUAAAUAAGUUCCUCUUUUAUUUCGUUGACUGAAAAUUAUGUAUUGUUCAGUCAAAUCUAUUUUAUUUGCUUGAAAUAAUUAUAUUUUUAUUUUUGUAGUGAGUAAGUUGAUGAUCAGAGAAGUUUUAAAUCAAUUCCUUUUUUCUUCCAAUCAAAAUUAAAUGAUUGUAUAUUUCGGACAUAAAAAAUAUCAUAUUGUAUGUAGAUUUUACUUCUUAGAGUAUUAAAGAUAUGCACUUUAUAA
Messenger RNA from Zerene cesonia (dogface butterfly), 4212 nucleotides. Its product is annotated as retinoblastoma-like protein 1. The record is from RefSeq and is a predicted model, not a curated record. Lineage: Eukaryota; Metazoa; Arthropoda; Insecta; Lepidoptera; Pieridae. The transcript is spliced from 19 exons. Gene Ontology annotation, biological process: negative regulation of G1/S transition of mitotic cell cycle; regulation of transcription by RNA polymerase II; cell differentiation. The coding region runs from base 147 to 2900 and encodes 917 amino acids. Gene Ontology annotation, molecular function: RNA polymerase II transcription regulatory region sequence-specific DNA binding. Gene Ontology annotation, cellular component: transcription regulator complex; nucleus; chromatin.